Messenger RNA from Pseudoliparis swirei, 706 nucleotides. RefSeq names its product MORN repeat containing 5 (gene morn5). Bases 84 to 665 code for a protein of 193 amino acids. The transcript is spliced from 5 exons. The record is from RefSeq and is a predicted model, not a curated record. Lineage: Eukaryota; Metazoa; Chordata; Actinopteri; Perciformes; Liparidae.
UGUGCUUGUUUAUUUAUUUUGAGAAGACAGUGUGCUUGUUUGUGUAUUUUAAGAAGACAGUGUGCUUGCAAGUCAACACAGUAAUGGAUCUCAUCGGAAGCAGUUAUAAGGGAGAAACAAAAAAUGGCAGGAUGGAUGGAAAAGGAGAGUACACGUUUCCCACAGAGACCAAGUAUGAGGGAGAGAUGAAAGAUGGGAUGUUUCAUGGCAAAGGAGUGCUACACUUUCCAAAUGGAGGCACAUACGAGGCCACCUGGGAAAACGGCAGAGCUAAACAGGGGUCUUAUACCUUUGCUGAUGGUCUGCAGUACCAAGAGAAGGACUGGGACUACUGUGAUGGAAAAGACAGGCGCUUCUACAGUGAGAGGUGCAACGGACUCCGACCUCCAGGAGAAUCUCAGCUUACUGAUCUGCAUCCGCCACGCGUCAUUCCUGAUGGAUGCUACGAUUGUGGGGAUGGUUUCUAUGACCCCAAUACCAGAGUCGUCACUUCCAGCACUGGCAGAUUCCUCCGGGCUGCAGAUGACUCCGAAGAUGAGUGGAUUGUGCGGACCUGUCGGAAAGCUUGGGUUGAGGUUGUUGUCCUUGAUUCUGAAAAGUCUUCCGCAACUGGACCGGAAGAGAACAGCAAUAUCAACGGAGGAUUUGAUGAGUAUACAGCUUAAUAAAACAACUUUGGUUUUGUUUGACCUAUAUCUUUGUUUAA